Molecule: messenger RNA, 3466 nt
Organism: Linum tenue
Lineage: Eukaryota; Viridiplantae; Streptophyta; Magnoliopsida; Malpighiales; Linaceae
Source: the annotation of a GenBank genome assembly
AUGAAGCAGACCCAUCACUGUAUUCCCCUGAAGCUGCUGCUUCUCCCACUACUCAUCGUCGUCUCAUUCGAUUUCGCAUCCGUAGGAGGAGGCAGCAGCAGCAGCAACAACUUCACAGACCGGCUCGCCUUACUGGAAUUCAAGAGAGCGAUAACAAAUGGCGGUCUCGAAUCAUGGAACGACUCCUUCCAUUUCUGCAACUGGGUGGGAAUCACAUGUAGCCAGGAACAGAGGGUCACUUCUCUGUCCCUGCCAGGUUACAACCUCAGAGGCGCCCUGUCUCCACACAUUGCCAACUUCAGCUUCCUCCAGACCGUACACCUCACAAACAACAGCCUCCACGGCGAGAUCCCACAACAAUUCGGCAGUCUCCUCCACCUCCGGAUCCUGAAUCUCACCUCGAACUCGAUCGAAGGCGAGAUUCCGGUCAAUCUAACCCGAUGCGCCCAGCUCAGGGAGCUGCGGCUGUCUCACAACCGCCUGACCGGACCGAUCCCGUCCGAAAUCGGGCUCCUGUCGAACCUCAAGGUGAUCAGGAUCGUGACCAACGAACUAACCGGCCCGAUCCCUGCUUCGCUGGGGAACCUGUCGAAGCUGAACAACUUUGGUGCUGCUUACAACCAUCUGGUCGGACCGAUACCUGAAACCGUGGGCCGGCUCUCCCGGUUGAGCGAAUUCGUCGUGGGAGUGAACCAGCUCAACGGCACAAUCCCUCCUUCUCUCUACAAUUUGUCAUCAAUCACUGUCCUAACGUUAAUUUACAACGAAUUUCAAGGGAGGAUCCCAGAGGAUAUUGGGUUCACCCUCCCCAAUCUCCAGAGCUAUGGAGUCUCGUUGAAUUGGAUGUCCGGGCCCAUCCCUACGUCCUUCUGCAACGCUUCGCAACUCCAUGGUCUUAGCUUGAACAAGAACAGCUUCUCCGGGAAAAUCCCGACCUGCUUCGGGAGCCUUCCCAAGCUCUUGUACUUCCACAUGGCGAUCAAUAACCUUGGAGCCAAUUCGUCCGGCGACUUUGAGUUCAUAACAGGGUUGACCAAUUGCAGCCAGCUGCAAGAGUUGGGUGUUACUUCGAACAAUCUAGGCGGGCCGUUGCCCGAUUCCGUGGGCAAUCUGUCGAUUCAGCUCGAUAUGUUGUUUCUCACGGCCAACUCGAUUACAGGAAAUAUUCCUGCAGGGCUUGGGAAUUUGAUCAACUUGAACACGAUAGACCUAUCUCUUAACCUGCUUACUGGAAGAAUUCCAUCUUAUUUCGGCAAGUUUCAGAAAUUACAGGGGAUGUGGAUGGAGGGAAACCAAUUGUCCGGUCGGAUCCCAUCCUCAUUGGGAAACUUGACCCAAUUGAAUCAACUCGACAUUUCUGAUAACCAGCUUGAAGGCGCCAUUCCUCAGAGCCUCGGACGUUGUCGUCGGCUGGGUCAGCUGGAUGUCUCUGCCAACAAGCUUACCGGUGAAAUACCCACCAACAUUUUCAGGCUUUCUUCCCUCUCGGUCAGACUUAACCUGUCAUGGAACUCGUUCGCCGGCCGGGUCCCGGAAGAAAUCGGGCAACUAGUAAAUGUGGAAGCUUUGGAUCUGUCUCACAAUUUUCUAACAAGGGGGAUCCCUGAAGCGAUUGGUGAUUGCAAGAGCCUCAAAGCUCUGUAUCUGCAGGGGAACUCAUUCAGUGGCAGCAUUCCUCUGGGUUUCGCUUCUCUCAGAGCGAUGGAAAGUUUGGAUCUUUCUUCGAAUAAUUUCACCGGAGGAAUUCCUUCUGGUUUGCAAGACAUCCCCACUUUGCAGAAUUUGAAUCUCUCCUUCAAUGAUCUACGAGGCGAGGUCCCGAGUAAAGGGAUCUUCGCAAAUGCGAGUGGCGUAUCUCUAAUGGGAAAUCCCCUGCUUUGCGGUAAUGUCUCGGAGCUUCAUUUGCCGGAUUGCCCUGCUGUAGCAAAAUCCUCCAGGCAUAAAAGAGCUGCAACUGUGAAGCUAUCGUUGGUGAUUGUCUUGGCAUCACUGGCUUUCCUUUUCGUAUCAGGAUUGCUGAUUUGUUUGCAGAUCAAGAGAUCAAAGAAGCGAAUCUCCGUUGGAGAUUCGGCUUUAAACAACUUCGUGAUGGUGUCUUACAAAGACCUCCAUCAAGGAACCAACGGGUUCUCCUCCGAAAACUUGAUCGGAUCCGGCGGCUUUAGCACAAUCUACAAAGGAGUUUUGGAGCAAAUCGAGGCUCCAGUAGCCGUCAAAGUGCUCAACAAUAUUCAAGACAGGAAAGCUCAUAAGAGCUUAUUGGCAGAGUGUAACGCAUUGAGAAAUGUUCGACACAGGAACCUCGUAAGAAUCCUGACCUAUUGCUCUAGCUUGGAUCACAAGGGGAACGAUUUCAAGGCUCUCGUUUUCGAGUUCAUGCCGAAAGGGAACCUAGAAGAGUGGCUUCACUCCUCCGAUCGCGACUUGACCUUGAUUCAGAGGCUUAGCAUUGCGGUAGAUGUGGCAUCGGGACUGCAUUAUCUUCACGAUCUAUGCGAAACUCCGGUCGUUCAUUGCGAUCUGAAACCCAACAAUGUACUCUUGGACUCGGACAUGGUUGCUCGUGUGGGCGAUUUCGGUCUGGCGAGGAUAUUAUUCUCGAGCGAUACUAGCAGCAGCUCGUCGCGAAACGAAAGCAGCACCAUUGGAAUCAAAGGAACAAUUGGUUAUGCCCCUCCAGAGUACGGAAUGGGAAAGGUUGUGUGCAAAGAAGGGGAUGUGUACAGUUUUGGGAUACUUCUACUAGAGAUGUUCACUGGAAGAAGACCCACAGAUGAGAUGUUCAAAGAUGGUGUGAAUCUUUGUGAAUUUGUGAAGGGAGCGAUUCCAAGUGGAAUACUAUCAGUAUUGGACCCCUCGAUGUCGCUUCCGGUAGCGACACGUGGAGGCGAGGGAGUAACAGGGACCUGGGAAACAUAUUUUGUUGAUGGAAAUGGCAUCGAAGUUGAGGAGCUGGCUCUGAUGGAAAGUGCGACGAACUGUUUGGUUUCAGUGCUUGAAAUCGCUUUGAGUUGUGCUAGUGAGUUGCCAAGAGAACGUACAAAAAUAGCUGAUGUUGCCAAACAACUUACUUCUAUUCGAGAUGAUUUUGCAGCUUCAUUCCAUGUUCGACGAGGCAGGCCGGAUAGAGGGUGAUCAAUUGGUUUGCUUAGGUAAACUGAGGGGCAAUGGUCAAACUCUAGAUUCACUUUCCUUUUUUUUUGUGGCUUUCCUUUUCUUUAUAGUCAACUCCAUAAAAAGCUUCAAAAGGAUAAAAAUUGAAAGCGAAGCGAAGAAACUAGGGCGGCCAAGCGGUUCAGAAGUAGCUCGACGUUCGAUUCGAGAAUAGCUCGUUUGAUUUCAGAAAAAGCUCGACUCGUUUAUUAAUGAGCCAAGUUUGAACUAGCGCUAAGCCUUGUUGUGCUUGUGAGGCUCAUAAGCUAGCUCGAUUAGAUGGCUUGUUGAACUCAACUCGCGAACUAUCACG